Alternaria alternata is the source of this 714-nucleotide messenger RNA. RefSeq lists its product as hypothetical. The transcript has 2 exons. NCBI's taxonomy places the organism in Eukaryota, Fungi, Ascomycota, Dothideomycetes, Pleosporales, Pleosporaceae. The coding region runs from base 186 to 626 and encodes 146 amino acids. The record is from RefSeq and is a predicted model, not a curated record.
GGUGUCACCAACAAUCAUGGACUAUGUGAGCUGACUGUUAAUACAUAACCUGAUGCGUGGUAGCAAAUAGGUACAAGCUAAAAGUGCAUAGGAAUGCGUCGUUGCUGGAGUCGCAUUCAUGUAAUCAAUGUGUAUUUACGCAUGACGAAUGCUGCCACUUGUUUCAAGGCUGCAAUGUAUACCAUAUGGUUACCCUUCCAGCGCGCUCGAUCCAGGCCAGGUCGCGAGUGAACAGAUGGGCAGUUUCAUGGCUGUGGAUCGACGCUUCCAUGUCACGUGCCCCGCUAAGCGGCGCUCCCCAUGGAUCGGGCAAGGUUCGACUGGGCUUCACGUAUCGCAUCACUACGCUCUCUAUUCUUCACAGCGCUGCAGUUGGACCCGCCCACAGUCUGUCUGGUACAAUUGAGACUGAUUGCCCUCCUGCGCGCCCUUUGACAUCCUCAGCUGCCUACAAGCCCGCCGGGAUAUCAAUACGAGCCCUUUGCCCGAGGCCUUUAUUACCAACACGCCCCCGACCCCCCAGAAGCCGCCCCCCUCGCUCGCUGUCGAGUCCCCGCUCCAACAUCUCCCUCACUCGCGACCCGCCGGGCUGUCGAUACAUGGUAUACGGGUGCCGCGUCUGUUAGCGCGUGCUCAUGUCGGAGAGUCAGCCGGGCGCCCAUGUUAAAACGAAGAAGAUCGCGUGCCCGAACCCUUCCUCCCACCUGACGCCCU